ACGCCGCUCAGAUCGCUCCUCCUGCCAUCUUCAACGCGCUCUCCUUCCCCAACCUAAAUCGCUCCGCCUCCCUCUCCCAACCUACAGCGCCGUCGCAUCCCCUGCCACCACAAGCGCCGCCGCACUCCCCCCGGCAAACCCUAAUCGCCUCCUCCUCUCUCCCCUGCUGCCACCCUUCCGUUUCGCCACCAGCGCGACGGCUCCCCUCCCCACCGACCGCGUCGCGAACUCGCGAUAUGCCUCCGACGCUCGUGCCCCCCUCCAGCGACGGCGGCGCCGCCCCUCGCCGCUGACCGCGCAGCCGGCGCCCAGUCCCUCCUGCCGACCGCGUCGCGAGACGCCUCCCUCAUGAUUGACGCGCUUUGUUCUGGGUUGGGCACAGUAAGCUGAAGUACCUCGUCGCCAGCUCCGUCUCCGAGGCCUGCAACAACUCCGUCCUGCUCCUCGGCCCCUGCGGCUGUGAGGGGUCGACAUGGUUCUAGACGAUCUGAAGAAGGAGCAUCCUAAUGCAAUAUCCUGACUUUACUUGUUGCUAGAAAUGUAUCCAUGUAUUUGCGUAAUACACGACCAAUGAUUUACCUACGUUGGCCGUGAAAUAAACACAGGUUACGAGAAAAUAGUUUGUUUCAGGGCGCUUUAGGGCGGAAGGGGACAAGGCUAAAUGUAGAAAUUCCUUUCAUAUUUUUAUAUUCUCAAAUGCAUGGCCUAGCCAAAAGGACAAUAUAUCAUAAUGCACAAUUAGUUAGACUUUGUUAACUUGUAGUCCAGUUGGAUCAUUGUGCAAACUUUUUUCAGAUCAGGCUGAAUGGGAUGCUACAUAGUGAUGACAACUGUGCCACGAAGGAAAUUGCGAGGCAACUUUGUUUGGAACAUCAGUUAUCAUUUUCCAAAAUGGCUUCUUCAGAUGACAACACGGAAUUCAUGAUUGACAUGUUACGGUCAGUGAAGUGUUAACAUGAUGAGCAUCUGUACAUCAUAGAGACAUCCUUUUUCCUGGGUGAAUUUCACCUAAUCUGAGCCAUCCUUUUACUUCUAUGACUGAGAUCACCUUUUUCUAAUUAACAACCCUUAUACUCAGUUUAGAUGUGGAGGGAAUAUACAUACUUUUCUCUUCAUGUAGCGAUGAUGAGGAAGAUCGGUACUGAGGACCGGCACCAGUGGCAUCUUAUGUAUGGUUUCAGAUUUACUAGGGAUGUAUGUAUGGUUUCAGAUCGUGGUUUUGGAUGAAUAAAUUGAGUUUAGGUUUUAGUGCAACCUUGUCUCUUGCAUGCGUGGGGAUCGUUGGGGUCUUACAGAAUGCAUGACAAAAUGGAUUCCGGUAGAAAAACAUAAUAUACUCUUACUUGCACCGUGUAUAUUAUAUAUUUACCUCGAGCAUAGUAACAGAUUCAAUUUCUAUCUCGAAUGGUGCUUCAAACAAUAUAUACGUGGGGUUGUUUUUUUGGCCCUUAUCUUUUUUAAUCUUCCUUCCUCUUUUCUCUGUGUAAAAAUAUACGAUGCAGCUCGAAAUGUAUUGUUUUUUAUAUGUUCAUCGGCCUGUUCUUGUUUGCUAUAGGAAGUAUGCAUUUUGUUGGUAUGCAUUAACAGAGAAGGACCUUAGAGAAAAACUGAAAAAUCAUUUGUCUGAAAAUUGGUUGUGAAUUUUAGUUCUUUAUAUCCCCGAGGAAUGCAAAUAUUAUCUGGUUUGUUUCCGGCUUAUUUCGGUGGCUUUCAGAUAUAAAAGAAGGGAAAAAAAGAGCAGUGACUGUAGCAAGUGUGGAGCAAUACCUGUAGUCAUGGCAUAUUACUAACGCUCGAAGGUUUAGCCAACGCUUAUAUCCAUAGGGUUAUAAACCAUUUGGCAUAUUACUAGUAAGCUGUGGCUGUCGCGACGGCCGUGUGGCAGAAGUCCACCGACCCUGCCUGCUACGACAAGCUCACGCCCGUCUCCUCGCCGCCCAAGUGCGACGACAGCGUCGACCCGGACGCCGCCUGGUACGUGCCCAUGCGCUCCUGCCUCACCUCGCCUUCUUCCACUUCCUCGCGCUACAAGAAGCUGGCGCUCGACGCCACCCCCAAGUGGCCGCAGCGCCUGGCCGUCGCCCCAGAGCGCAUCGCCACCGUCCCCGGGAGCAGUGCCGCCGCCUUCAAGCACGACGAUGGCAAGUGGAAGCUCCGGACCAAGCACUACAAGGCUCUGCUCCCGGCGCUGGGGAGCGACAAGAUCAGGAACGUGAUGGACAUGAACACCGUCUACGGAGGCUUCGCCGCCAGCCUCAUCAAGGACCCCGUCUGGGUCAUGAACGUCGUCUCCUCCUACGGACCCAACUCCCUCGGCGUCGUCUUCGACAGAGGCCUCAUCGGCACCAACCACGACUGGUGUGAGGCAUUCUCUACAUACCCCAGGACGUACGAUCUAUUGCAUCUUGAUGGCUUGUUUACUGCAGAGUCUCAUAGGUGCGAGAUGAAGUUUGUACUUCUUGAGAUGGACCGUAUCCUUCGUCCCACUGGUUAUGCCAUAAUCCGCGAGAACGCCUACUUUCUGGAUUCUGUAGCCAUCAUUGUCAAAGGAAUGAGAUGGAACUGUGACAAGCAUGAUACCGAAUACAAGGCAGACAAGGAGAAGGUCCUCAUCUGCCAGAAAAAGCUUUGGUCAGGAAAGAACACCCAGCAUUGAAAAAAAUAAAUCAAUAACUUGAUAGCCUCACCUUAAUCGAACCUGGAGGGAUCACAAUGUAAAUCUGCUCAACGAUUUCAAGCCAUUGCUCAACCUAAGGCACUUCACCCUCCCACUAGACUUCACACUCUGAUACAAGAACAUUCGUAUAAUGAUUAAAUUAAAUAAAAUGAGCAAUACUCCAAUAUAGGAUCCAAUACUUCCUACUCUCUGCCAGUUAUCACACAAUUAUUUUUUACAGUUACUAGGGGACCAAUUAAUUAAUACCACCAAGAGGCAGCUGUAAGUUAUUACUUUUUUUUUUUAGAAUGGACAACUGUAAGUUACUUUUAUACUACUAUAUAGCGUGUUCAUUUGUAUUAGCCAUAGCUUGUUUCUACGAUUGUAACAAUAGGAACGGCUAUAUAUUUAUUUUAAUUGAAUGUUUACAGGAGUAAGAUAUUGUUGUUGGUA
This is a messenger RNA of Oryza sativa Japonica Group (Japanese rice), 3109 nucleotides long. Its product is annotated as probable methyltransferase PMT20. NCBI's taxonomy places the organism in Eukaryota, Viridiplantae, Streptophyta, Magnoliopsida, Poales, Poaceae. The record is from RefSeq and is a predicted model, not a curated record. Gene Ontology annotation, cellular component: trans-Golgi network; cytoplasm; endosome. Gene Ontology annotation, molecular function: methyltransferase activity.